CCCCCACCCUUGGUUUCCUCAACAGGUAAGUACAUAUCAUUGUCCUGAUGACACCACCCAUGAAGUUUCCUGCUUUGCCUCCUGCCAUCUGUAUUCUAUGGGAGCCUUCAAAAACCUUUGUGUGAAAGUUGACUUUAGUUUAGCGACUGGAGAAUGGAGAUGGUUGGAGACUCCAAGGAUGGUGGGGUCCUCAGAAGGAGGGGGUGGGAUAUUCAAUCAUUGGAAAGUUCAAGUUUAGAGAGCUGAUAACAGCAUUAGCAACACUUCCCAUCCAUUAUCCGCCAUCAGGAUCCAGUGUAGAUGCUUUUGGGAUAGGACAUCUGAGGAAUCAGGGAAAGGAUUCAUCUGAUAACUGGAAGGGAAAAAAAAAUUAUAUGGGAAUAGUAUGAUGGGAUUCUGAAGAAGUUGAGCAAUGGAAGCCAGUAGCUUGCCGAGCCGCACUCUCUCGGAUGGCGCUGCCAAUUUGGAUCUCUUGGAUCAGUUGCUGUCGGAGGAGGGAUGGCUGGAAUUCCCCAAUUCCUCUGAUGUCUUGCAAACCAACACACCGAGCUCCAUGAGCCCCUUCGAUUCCUUAAGCUUUUCGCCUCUUUUUGAGGUCAGCUACAGUAAUUCUACUCCAGUCCUGCCGGAAAGUGAUAAUCCAGAGGACACAGAUAGGUCUGCCAUCUCUACAAAUCCACCUUCAGAUGAAAGCCAAGUAGAAAAAAUCGAUAGAACGCAUUCCCUUAAUUCAAGCACCUUCGGGCGAAUCAUGUAUUCAGUUCCAUCAGGUGAAUUGAGCACGAUCAAUCCAAGCCCCGAGCCAGGCACGAAUUGGUGGAUCCGGCCGAGCAGUUCCAUCUCGUCGGUGAAGGAAAGAUUCAUGCAUGCACUUAGCUACAUCAAGGAGACCCACAGAGAGGGUAAUGUCCUCGUUCAGCUAUGGGUGCCCAUGAAGCGGGGAGACCAACUGGUGCUUACAACUUAUGGUCAACCUUUCUUGGUUGAUCCCAAUUGUGAGAAGCUUGUGAAUUACAGGGAGAUUUCGACGAACUACCAAUUCUCAGCUGAAGAGAGCUCUGGCCAGGCAUUAGGCUUGCCCGGCCGGGUCUUUCUUGGAGGGCUACCCGAAUGGACGCCAGAUGUUCGGUGUUUUACCAGCUCCGAGUUUUUGCGCGUCGGUUAUGCCCAGCGUUUGGAUGUUCGCGGCACAAUAGCACUUCCGGUUUUUGAGCGCGGGGGUCGGUCUUGCUUGGGUGUUGUGGAGGUUGUGACGACUACCCGAAAUAUUAGCUACAGUUCUGAACUCCAAAACAUCUGCAAUGCUCUCCAGGCAGUUGAUCUUAUGAGUUCUGAAGUUCUGAGUGUUCCCCAUUUAAAGGUAAGUAUCAGUUCCUACCAAGCUGCUUUACCUGAGAUUCUAGAGGUGUUAAAAACCGUCUGCAAGAUACACAAACUGCCAUUAGCCCAGACUUGGAUCCCAUGCAUUCAACAAGGCAAGACAGGAAGCCGCCAUUCUAAGGAGAACUACGAAGAUUGUGUCUCCACUGUCGAUGCUGCUUGUUAUGUGAAUAAUCCUUCUAUGUUGAGCUUUCACAGGGCAUGUUCUGAGCAUCACUUGCUAAAAGGGCAAGGUGUAGCCGGUAAAGCUUUCACGACGAAUGAACCAUGUUUUUCUCCAGAUAUUGCUGCUUCCUGCAAGACAGAAUAUCCUCUAUCUCACCAUGCAAGGAUGUGCAACCUAAAGGGUGCGGUGGCAAUCCGCCUGCGAAGCAUUCGCACUGGAAAUGCUGACUUUGUAUUGGAGUUCUUUUUACCACUUGAUUGUAUAGGGAGUGAAGAGCAGAAGUUGAUGCUUAAUUCAUUGUCAAACACUAUCCAACAGGCUUGCCAAACUUUGCAGGUCGUAACAAUCAAGGAGUUAGAUGAUGAGGCGAUGCUGCAAUUAAAUGAAUCAAUUCCCUCAGAACUUCGGUUUGACAGAUCUGGUGCUGAAGAAGGUCACAGACAAAAUGUCGACGAUGUUCUUUCAGUGGAGGCCUCAGAGAAAGAAACAAGUAGAUAUUUGGAACUCGAGAAGCAUUGGGUUGAAGGAUUUACAGUCACAACUCACAGUAAUCAACCAGAGGUGGUAUUACCUGCAGGAGAGAUAUUCUCAGAGUUUAAACAGCAUUGUCAAGAUUUGCAGAAAGAUGCCAACAGUCAUAAGGAUUCUUUUAUCGAUGAUUCUAACUUUCCACUUUCUAGGAAAGCAAUAGAAAAGAGGCGUACAAAAGCAGAAAAGACUGUCAGUUUGGAAGUUCUUCGGCAUUACUUCGCUGGUAGCCUGAAGGAUGCAGCAAAGAGAAUUGGAGUGUGCCCUACAACUCUGAAAAGAAUAUGCCGGAAGCACGGGAUAUCUCGUUGGCCUUCACGAAAAAUCAAGAAAGUGGACCACUCUUUAAAGAAACUGCAGGUUGUCAUUGACUCAGUUCAUGGUGCUGAUAAAGCCCUUCAACUCAGUUCCCUAUACAAAGAAUUUACUAAGACCUCCGGGCCGGAUGGGAAUUUAUCAAGAAGCAUCACAUUUUCCCCAGUGAAUCAAAAGGAUCUUCCAGAAUCUACCCAUCGACAAGAAGAUGCUAGAUUCAGACUUCAUCUGUCAUCACCUUCUCAUUCCUCCUCAUCAUGCAGUCAAAGUUCUAGUUCUAGUCACUCUUCUUCAAGUGGGGCAAAGCAGGCCACUCAAGCUGCUGGAUUUAUAAUCAAACCAGAAUCUUCCUUGGAAGAGAGCCCAAGUGGUAUUCCUGAGAGAAAAAAUAGUCAGGUGGAUUUGUCUCUCCCAACUCAAGAGGAAACUUUAUGUCCAAAUAGAUUUGAAGAUCAUAAGUCAAUUAUUGGGCAUUGUUCUUCUAGAACCUUGUCUUCUUUGCACAUGGAUACUAGCACUUGGAUUAGAGUAAAAGCCAUGUAUGGAGCAGAGAAAGUUCGGCUUCGGUUGCAGCCUACAUGGGGUUUUCAAGAUUUGAAACAAGAAAUAACAAAGCGGUUUGAUAUAGGCAAUACAAGUUCGGUGAAUCUCAAGUACUUGGAUGAAGACACAGAAUGGAUCCUACUAACAUGUGAUGCAGAUCUCCAGGAGUGCAUUCAUGUAUACAGAUCAUCUGGUGCUGCAACAAUAAAAAUUUCUGUUCAAUCUGUUGGAUUGUCAUGAUGAUUAAAGAGCCUCUAUCUGAUUCAGCAUCAUUAGCAGCAACAACAAGAACAGGAGCAACAAAGGGAAUAGAAGAACACUUUCUUGUUGUUAUGAUAUGGAUGUUACAAGACUUGAGCUUAGAGAGCACUCUAGAAGUUGGAUUUAAAAGAGUAUAUGAAUAUCUAAGCACUAGGGUCCUUGCAGCCACAGCUUGGUCAAUGCAGCAAAGGAAACUAAAGGAAACAAUGGUCCACGUUGAUAUGAUAUUUUCUGAUAGGAUAUUAUUUCAUUCUUAUUCUUAAUGAGGUCAUGAGUAAGCUUGCUGGCUGAACCUCUUGGUCUGGGCAUGAUUGUUCCCUGCAGUAAUACCAUUGUUGGCUGUGGACCAGAGAUGUUUACCUAAUAAGCUUGGACAGUUUUUAAGUUGUGCUGUACAUUUCUGGGUGUGGUUUUCAGGCUAUAAGCUCUUAUGGCCGUGCACAAUUUGUUAGAUUUAGUCUCCAACUCUUUAUAAGAUGAGGUAAUGUAGUAAACUUGAUAUACUUAAUCAGCUCCAGGUUAAGGAUGGUCCUUAUGUUUUGGUAAUAUCUUAGAAUGUGAUAACUGUAGAUGGCUGUUAUUAGACAUGCUCUUUUGAAGUCAUGACUAGAUGGAGCAAAAGCAGUUGAUUAUGAUCGAGCUGUGCACAUGAGACGCCCGAAGACUGAAUAAGGUGUAGGCACUGCAAAAAUAAUUUUGUUGUGCUGCAUUUCUUUUGAGUGUAUUUGGCUCUGGUCUUAACACUUGAUGGUGCUAUGGCAGGCAAGCUAGAUAUGAAGAAAUGUGACACAAAUCACUAUGCUGAAGUUUCUAGUCCAGCAGCAAGAUUCAUAGUCGACUAGCAAAAGAUGAAUGGAUGCUGUGGGAAGAAACUUGUGUUCUAAAUACAACAAAGAGGCUGGUGUCACUGGCCAUUGGAAAUUAAACUCGGAAGGAGAAAAUCAGAAAACUUUGCCCCAUGGAGUCACAGUAAUGUGCCAAUUGCUUGAUGGUCAUCUCCCAUCUCUGAGCAAAGCUAUGGUAGAUCGACAGUUCUGUUUCUUGGAAACCUUAUCAUAUCCUGUGGUAUUUUGUGAGGGCUCCUAUUGGACUAUCAACACUUUUUAGAUUUUGUUUUUGCCAAGAUCCAGAAAAAAAAAAGCAUUUGAUAUCCUUUGCUGCAUAUGAUAUUAUGAUUUAAGUUGUUUGCCAUAUGUUGCUAUCUUAAGUCCAGUUCAAUGUAAUAAAAUCUUCAUUUUUUUCAUUAA
Phoenix dactylifera (date palm) is the source of this 4440-nucleotide messenger RNA. Its product is annotated as protein NLP1-like. Gene Ontology annotation, molecular function: DNA-binding transcription factor activity; protein binding. The record is from RefSeq and is a predicted model, not a curated record. Lineage: Eukaryota; Viridiplantae; Streptophyta; Magnoliopsida; Arecales; Arecaceae.